ACACUAAGUGACAAAACACUAAGUGACAGAACACUAAGUGACAGAGCACUAAGUGACAAAACACUAAGUGACAGAACACUAAGUGACAAAACACUGAGUGACAGAACACUGAGUGACAAAACACUGAGUGACAGAACAAUGAGUGACAAAACACUAAGUGACAGAACACUGAGUGACAGAACACUGAGUGACAGAACACUGAGUGACAAAACACUAAGUGACAAAACACUGAGUGACAGAACACUGAGUGACAAAACACUAAGUGACAAAACACUGAGUGACAGAACACUGAGUGACAGAACACUAAGUGACAAAACACUAAGUGACAGAGCACUAAGUGACAGAGCACUAAGUGACAAAACACUAAGUGACAGAACACUAAAUGACAAAACACUGAGUGACAGAACACUGAGUGACAAAACAAUAAGUGACAAAACACUGAGUGACAGAACACUGAGUGACAGAACACUAAGUGACAAAACACUAAGUGACAAAACACUAAGUGACAAAACA
Messenger RNA from Lottia gigantea (owl limpet), 513 nucleotides. RefSeq lists its product as hypothetical. Lineage: Eukaryota; Metazoa; Mollusca; Gastropoda; Lottiidae. The annotation marks the transcript as partial. The record is from RefSeq and is a predicted model, not a curated record. The transcript has a single exon.